This is a messenger RNA of Mycena indigotica, 2922 nucleotides long. Its product is annotated as Non-specific serine/threonine protein kinase. Gene Ontology annotation, molecular function: protein tyrosine kinase activity; ATP binding. Gene Ontology annotation, biological process: protein phosphorylation. The coding region runs from base 1 to 2922 and encodes 973 amino acids. The transcript is spliced from 4 exons. The record is from RefSeq and is a predicted model, not a curated record. Lineage: Eukaryota; Fungi; Basidiomycota; Agaricomycetes; Agaricales; Mycenaceae.
AUGGAGGGAGGCAAGCAGUCUCGAUUCUCGAUGUUCAAACUCAACCAGAAAGCGGCCCCGAUGCCUCCCCCACUGCCGCCAAAGGACCCAGUCUAUCUGGAGGCAAGGAAUCGGUCUAUGGCUUCGCUGUCACCCGACUCCAUUCCGACUUCACCACUAUCCGGUGACCCAUAUGGGCCCAGUGGCUCAAGCAUAUCACUUGCGCUACCGCCUGCUGCUCCAGCGCCAAGGAAGCGAGGAGGGUUUUUCAAGUUUGGGAAACAGAAGAGUGCGGAGAAUAGCCCAGGCGCAGACGACGAGAAUAUCUCAAUGCCAUGGAACUUUUCACACAACAUGCACGUUGAUGAGGCAUUCACUGGGCUCCCCCCAUCCUGGUCUACGUCUUUGCAGGAGGCGGGUUUUACAGAGGACGAAAUUGCUGCCAUUCAACAACGUCGGAUGCCUGUCGAUCGAACCCGAGGGUUUCCCCCUUCAGUCGUGAAGCCAGUGCCUCGAACAACAUCUCUUCCAAAGUCUCAACAUACUCCUGCCUCAUCACUAAGCGCUUCAUCAGUCAGCGCUUCGUCUUCGCGGUCAUCCCCUGCCCCAGAUCAACAACAGCGACCAAGCCCACCACCUGGUUCCUGGCAGGACACCCCAAAACAACGUCAGGAGACUCAAAGGCAGCAAUUUGACCAGCGCGAUUACUCGCCAACACCCUCUCGCAAGCAGUAUUCACCUCAACAGGACCCCCCGGCACGUCAAUACUCCCCACAACAACAAUACGAGCGUCCAAAUUACUCAUCCCCGUCACCCCCUUCACGAGAACCCUCCCUGCAACGCUCUGUUUCUCCUCCAUCUCGACAACAGACCAAGUCGUAUUCACCAUCGCCCUCGCCAUCUCCACCCCCAUCUCCAGAACCAGACAGACGUCCGCCUCUUAAUCCAAAGAAUUUGAAGCUCGAUUUGGCUCUUGAAGAGUCAGCCGAUUCGUGGUCAGACGCCAUUCUUUCAGCAACACCAUGGUCAGCAUCAGCCCAAUCUCCACGUUUUACUGUCACGGCCCCACCCGCCGAAUCUAAACUCAUCAAUCAAGUGGAGACAGAGGUCGACUCAGGGCUCGCGUAUGACGAUCUCAGUCCCAGUCCCAGCCCGACCAAGGCUGCCUUUGGGAGCACAUUAGAUAUAUCACCAACUGUCCGCGACAAUCGUGACUCAGGAAUGAGCGAUGCGACAAUGCUGGGGGUACCGGCGAGCGCGGGUGUUGUGCGCAAAGUCAGUUUUGCCAGGAGAGCAGUGGCAAACGUUGUUGCAACAUCCGUUGUUCCACCACUUGCUUCUCCACAAAGCUCGCAUUUUGGCUCGUCAUCUUCAAGCGAAAGCCAAGAUCAUCAAACGCCAACGACUGAACUUGCUGAAGACGAAGAUGAAGACGACACCCUCGAUUAUUAUUCCACCGGAAAACACUAUCUCGAGGAGAAUGGCUUCAACUUUGGGGCCGGGAAGAAGAAUCAGGGUCCGAGUGCGGAGGACCUGGAGGAAGAGGCGAGACAACGAGAAUGGGAGGAAAUGCAGCGAACUCACGUGGAAUGGAAAGAAAGGAAGGCUCCCUCACCUCCUCCUCCAGUCAAAGCGGCAGUGAUACAACCCUUGAAUCCUUCGGCAGUGCCGAAAACUCAGAUCAGGCAACAGGCUGACACGUUCGGGGCUGCCGAAGAAGAAGAAGAGGACGACUACGAAUACGGUUACGACUUCCCCUCUGAAGACGAAUUAGAAUCAGAGGCUGUCGGAAGCGCUCGUCCCAGCCCGCGGAAAACACCUAAUAGCGGACGGCCGGUAGUGCCGAAAUUAGUCACUUCCAAACGAGAUAACGUCUCUCCAGGCCCUCUAACGGCGCUUAGUUUUGCGCAGACACCCAUCACACCAGCCCAUCGAUAUGCAGGCUGGGUCGCAGCUACCGUUUCCCCACUAGAGGAAUUCAUUGACGAGCCAAACGAUCCUCGAGAUUUCUACGUGGACCUGCAAGAAAUCGCCGAGGGCGAGUCAGGAAGUGUAUUUGCUGCUGUUCUCGAGCCGACAGCACCGUUGGCAAAACUCAAGCUACCGCCGCUAAUCAAAGCACGCGAUGCCGACGACGUGGCUCAUGGAAAACAAGUUCUUGUUGCCAUGAAAUGCGUUGCUCUUGUGCCCGGUGGCUCACAGAAGCUGAUUGAUCUCCAACGGGAAUGCACUUUAUUGAGAGGACUAAUGUGCGAGCAGUUGUUGGGGCUUGAUGCGCUUUAUGUCGAUUUGAUGGACGACGCGUUGUGGAUCAGGAUGGAGCUCAUGGAGCGGAGUCUGGCGGACGUAGUUGGGUUAGCAGAUCAAGGCCUCAGGCUACAAGAACCGCGAAUAAUAGCCAGGUUUGCAAGCGACAUGCUGCUGGCCAUUGACUACCUGCAAAAGCACCAGAUUGCACAUCGCGACCUCCGUUCGGACAACUUGUUGCUCAACUCCGAGGGCGUCUUGAAGCUCACCGACUUUUCCAAUGCGCUGCUGGUAACACCGCAACAGCCUAUGUCCAACGAACAGGUUGGUGUCAUGUACUGGCAAGCGCCGGAAGUCCUUUCUGGCUUCUAUGAUCCUCUGAAAGUCGACGUUUGGUCAGUCGGCGCGACAAUUUGGGAGAUCGCAGAAGCCACUCCUCCGUUCUCUGAUACCGACCAGCCCGAGGAACGAUGGCCACCAUUAAGCAACCCAAGCAUCUACCCGCCUGCAUUACACGACUUCCUGACAUCAUGUUCUGAACCUGCGGCGUCAAGGCCGACUGCGAGUGCCUUACUCAAGUCACCAUUCCUCCAAAAGGCUUGUGGCCGGACCGUGAUUGUACAACUGCUUUCAAGAUGCAUGGCCAUUGAGCAGGCAUUGCAAGAAGGCGAAAGUGCACCUGAUUCCCCCUCAUGA